GUUAUUCAGCAGCCUGAACGUGCUCGUGCCUGUGGUGCUGGCGCCAAAUCAUCUGCCGACCGUCGUCCCGUGGACCCUCCGCCUGUGGUGGAACUUCGCAUCUACGAGUCGGACCCGAACAAUGAUAUGCACAAGACCGAUAUCACAUUCGCCUACAAUGCCAAUUUCUUUCUCUUUGCCACGCUGGACACGGCUCGCCCGAUUGCGCAACCCCGAAUGUCUGGACAGCCUCCGACCUGCCCGGUCCUGACUGGCGUCCCCGUGGCUGGUAUCGCUUAUCUGGACCGUCCUGCACAGGCAGGAUACUUCAUCUUCCCCGACUUGUCCGUUCGUCACGAGGGCCGGUACCGCCUGAACUUCAACCUGUACGAGGAGGUCAAGGAUGCCAAGGAUGCCGACAAGGAUGCGCCGCUGCCUCCCCAGGACAAUAUUCCGCAGACAUCGCCCAUGAAACCCACCGCUCCCAAGACGUUCUUGCAUUUCCGUCUGGAAGUCAAGUCGGUUCCCUUCACCGUGUACAGCGCCAAGAAGUUCCCGGGAUUGGCCACGAGCACGGCUCUGAGCCGUGUGGUCGCAGAGCAGGGUUGCCGGGUUCGGAUUCGUCGUGAUGUUCGCAUGAGACGCCGUGGAGACAAGGGCAACAAGGACUACAACGAAUACGACGACGAGAGGGUGUAUGCUCGCUCGCCCCGGUACUCGACUCCUGAUGGGUACGCUGCCACGCCGAUUGAGCGCCCGCGGUCGACCAGCAACAGCACGGUGGAUGCUCCGUACGCCUAUGGAUCGGACGCGCAGCGACGACCAUCUCUUCCCGACUAUGGUUAUCCGCCGCCGCCGCCAUACCAGCAGCCUGCUGGACCUCCUGCUGGGCCGCCAGCACCGCCCACGCAUGCCCCUGCUUACCAGUCGCACUUGACUUUCGGCUCGACCCAGUCUCAAUACCAAACGCCUCCACUGCCACCGGCACCCCAACCUGCUCCUCCCACCCCAUCCUACAGUCCUCACCCGCCUGUGGCGCAUGCCCGAAGCUCCUCCAAUUCGUCUGACUACGACUCGUCUUCCCAAUGCUACCCAUACCCUCAGAACCGCCCCCAGACCGAACGGUUCCUGCCGCCUCCCACCUGUCUGGAGCCGCCCAAGCCAUUCAACCCACAGCCGUAUGAGGACCAUCGGUAUCCGUCUUCGACGCGGCCACCUGCGCGUUCCACUACUCCGGUGAGCGCCAUGCUCCCGCCCAUCAAGGACCUUCCUCCCGAGUAUCCUGGCCGCAUCAACCGUGACAACACUGCAACGAAUGGCAAGAAGGUCCUGUACGAGACGGAUUCGACGCUGACGAAGCGAUCGCAUGACGAGACAUUUGGUAAAGAGGAAGAUCGCCCUCUUCAGAAUGGAAAGCGUCCAGAUAGCGAGGAGGACUCGAGCAACGGCAAGCAACGUGCUGUGCCAGAACCUUCUCCGGCCGAUAUGCGGUGGGAAGCGUCGUCAAUGGAGUACCGACGUGCUGACGGGAGCACGGCCACGAAAGUCCGUCAAGUGGUUUGA
This is a messenger RNA of Rasamsonia emersonii CBS 393.64, 1542 nucleotides long. RefSeq names its product Sexual development activator VeA. The annotation marks the transcript as partial. Lineage: Eukaryota; Fungi; Ascomycota; Eurotiomycetes; Eurotiales; Trichocomaceae. The record is from RefSeq and is a predicted model, not a curated record. The transcript is spliced from 2 exons.